Miscanthus lutarioriparius is the source of this 690-nucleotide messenger RNA. The record is from the annotation of a GenBank genome assembly. NCBI's taxonomy places the organism in Eukaryota, Viridiplantae, Streptophyta, Magnoliopsida, Poales, Poaceae.
AUGCAGACGGGGGGCACGGUUUCCAGUACCGCCACUGGUGGACGGAGGCGCGUGUCGGUGCAGUCCACCAGGAGCGCCGCCGGCGCCACAUCGGCGUCGUCGGUGUGGGAGGCGCGGAUGAAGAUGGACGAGGUCAAGGGCGGCGUCAAGGUCUUCAGCGCCGGCGCCGCCGACGAGCCAGCGGACGAGGAGGGCAUGCGGGUCUACCGCCGCCUGCGCCGCAACCAGAGCGAGGGCAACGGCGCCGGUGCCGCGGCAGCCGCCACCGCCGCGGCCGCCAAGAAGAGGCGCAGCUGGAAGGCUUCUGAGCCGGUCACCGCGAUCGGGGACCUCCGCAAAUCACGCUCCGACGCUGCCGCCGCAGCCGCCUCCGUGACGACGGCCACCACCACCACUGCGGUGGUUGCCAGGCGGGCCGUGGCGCGGGUAUCCACGCCCGAGAAGAAGGUGGCACCCGCGGCGGCCACCGGCGAGGUCAAGGAGGUGGUGGUCGUGGAAGUGCACAAGGCCGCGGCGGCAGACGCCAAGAACGUGGUGCAACAACCAGAUGAGGAGUUGGACGACGACGAGGAGGAGGAUGAAUUAUUGGACGAUGAGUUGGAGACAGAGGAGGAGAAGGAGAUGCUGGAUCAGGAUCACAUGGCCAUUGACGACGAACAAACUGCUCUGGACCAAGGCAAGAAGCCUUAG